Diabrotica virgifera virgifera (western corn rootworm) is the source of this 7484-nucleotide messenger RNA. It is a transcript of the gene slmb, whose product is annotated as F-box/WD repeat-containing protein 1A. The record is from RefSeq and is a predicted model, not a curated record. NCBI's taxonomy places the organism in Eukaryota, Metazoa, Arthropoda, Insecta, Coleoptera, Chrysomelidae. The transcript is spliced from 9 exons. The coding region runs from base 235 to 1779 and encodes 514 amino acids. Gene Ontology annotation, molecular function: protein dimerization activity.
GCAGAUUGACGAUGACUUUUGAGACUUCUUUCUUCAUGCCACACUUCUGCUUCGGAGGAAGAAGUGUGUUGUGAUCGUCGUGAAUUUGUGUAUAAACGAUCGUUUUAAUUAAGUAGAUAAUAUAAAAAUUCGUUAUUAGCAUGAUGUGUUAGUGUAAAUAGUUGUACAAACUUUAUAACAAAUUAGUGCUUAUGUUUUUAUUGUAAUCGAUACGUCUAGAAGUAAUUUCUUACAAUGAUAAAAAUGGAAACUGAUAAAAUUGAGGAAUCAACGACCAAUAACACUCAGUAUCCAAUGACAAUUUUGCCACCAUAUGAUACAGCUCGAAAGAAAGAACCUUCGGCAACAUUCAACACGGAGAGAGAAGCAUGUCUGAAAUACUUUGAGAAAUGGAGCGAAACAGACCAGGUGGAAUUUGUGGAGAAUCUGCUGGCCAGGAUGUGCCACUAUCAACAUGGUCAUAUAAACUCCUAUCUCAAGCCCAUGUUGCAGAGGGAUUUUAUUUCUCUAUUGCCAAAGAAAGGUCUGGAUCACGUGGCAGAAAAUAUUCUGUCAUACUUGGAUGCAGACAGUCUCAGAAACGCACGAUUAGUUUGUAAGGAAUGGUUCAGAGUGAUCUCGGAGGGUAUGUUAUGGAAAAAACUAAUUGAAAGAAAAGUCAGGACGGACUCUCUAUGGAGAGGAUUAGCUGAAAGGCGAAAUUGGAUCCAAUAUUUGUUCAAACCGAGGCCAGGAGAAAACCAUCGUCCUCCAGAUUUCUAUCGAGCUCUAUAUCCGAAGAUAAUUCGAGAUAUCGACAGCAUCGAAUCCAACUGGCGAAAUGGAAAGCACAUUUUGCAACGUAUCAACUGUAGAUCAGAAAACAGCAAAGGAGUGUAUUGUCUACAGUACGACGAUCAGAAAAUUGUAUCUGGUUUAAGGGAUAACACGAUUAAAAUAUGGGACAGAAGUACUUUACAGUGUACCAAAGUGCUGAUUGGGCAUACGGGGAGUGUAUUGUGUUUGCAAUAUGAUGAUAAGGUUAUAAUAAGUGGAUCAAGUGAUUCGACAGUAAGAGUGUGGACUGUAAAUACCGGCGAAAUGGUAAACACUUUGAUUCAUCAUUGUGAGGCCGUCCUACAUCUCAGGUUUAACAAUGGGAUGAUGGUUACUUGUUCAAAGGAUCGUUCCAUUGCAGUAUGGGAUAUGACAUCUCAAUCAGAAAUAACAUUACGUCGAGUAUUGGUGGGGCACAGAGCGGCUGUGAAUGUCGUGGACUUUGACGAAAAAUACAUAGUGUCCGCGUCGGGUGAUAGAACUAUUAAAGUGUGGAAUACGUCGUCGUGCGAAUUUGUUCGAACUUUAAAUGGGCAUAAACGGGGUAUUGCUUGUUUGCAAUAUAGGGAUAGGCUAGUGGUUAGUGGUAGUUCUGACAACACCAUAAGAUUAUGGGAUAUAGAAUGUGGAGCUUGUUUGAGAAUAUUAGAAGGUCAUGAAGAGCUUGUUAGAUGUAUAAGAUUUGAUUCCAAACGCAUCGUUAGUGGUGCUUACGAUGGCAAAAUUAAAGUUUGGGAUCUAUUGGCAGCGUUGGAUCCUAGGGCGCCGACGAAUUCUUUAUGUUUAAGGACUUUAGUGGAACACACUGGUCGUGUUUUCAGACUACAAUUUGACGAAUUCCAGAUAGUUAGUAGUUCGCAUGAUGACACUAUUCUCAUCUGGGACUUUUUGAAUUCUGUACCCGACCCCAAACCUAAAACUAGUGAGCCUAAAUCUCCAUCACCGUUUAAUUCGUACGAGUGAAUCUUCAAAACAGAAACGUUAACUAUGGUUGUAUAGACAAAUAAAAUUAUAUUUAUUCGUGAUUUUCAGUGUGUCUCAAGAUGGGACAACGAUCUGUAAAAUGCCUGAAUGAGGUCUGCAAGUAAUGGUGACUAUGAAACUCUUCUUGGAUAUACCUAAAUUAAUUUGAACUUAAUUUUCUAGUAAUCUGUACAUUUUGCAAUUUAUGUAAAUGAUAUAUUCUUUUCGGAAAAUCAAUUUAUACGUUUUACCCAAUUGUUUAGAAGAAAAAGUAUUUAAAAUUAUUGUGUCAGUUAUGAAUAUGCUUUUUAUAUUAAUUCUAUUAUAUGGGGCAUUUUUAAAUGAGGUAUAUUUGAAAUCAAAUAAACGAAAACAUGCAUUUCCAGUUAUUUUAUUCUUCCAAUAGUGCUAGUAAAAUAAUACUUGUAUUAUUAUUUGUUUGCAAUUAGUAAAUUGGCCAGUUUGGUGUAGCUGUACUGAUUCUAAAAAAAAAACAGUAUGAUUUUGGAAUUUGUACUUGGUGCAUUUGAACUUUUGUUCUUCAGCAGUUGUAAAAAAUACAUAAACAACAAAAAAAUGUAUUAAUAAUUAAUACAUAAAGAAAUGAGUUCAACUAAGAAAUAUUUACUCUAAUAACUAAUAAUUGGAACAUUGUUUGUUCGUGAAUGGCAAAUUCUAUCAAAUCGGUGGAUAAUUUUAUUGAGCAGUUAAAAAAUAAAAAAAAAAGAUGGAGGGAGUUUCGAAAUAAUUUAAAAUGCUGAUUGUAUGUUAAUGGUUGCGAAGAGCUGUUGACUGUUGAGUACUUCGAAUGGGAAAGCAAGGCCGAGCAAAUAGGAUAUCAUAAAUGGAACACCUUCGUGUAGGACUAUUACAGUAUUACCAAGAGAAAGUUAUUAAACCAAGUGAAUCUCUGUAUAUAAAAAAGACAAUAGUUAAUGAUGACUAUUAAUAUAGCAUGCUUCUAUUGAUUCCGCCUUCCUACAAUAUUCCUUUGAAGAUCUCCAUUUUUCAAUGUUAAAUAAGUUUUCUAUUUUGCUUGUACGUUAUCGUGUCUUAUUUCGUAUUUACUAGUUAUGUCUCGGGACAAGACAUCUCGUAUAGUUUGUCAAACGCAGGAGAGUUUGAAAAUCUUACAAUCGACAUGCAGUGUUAUGGCAUGAUGUAACGGUGUAACGAGACAGUUCGUAACUUCACAAACGGUAACGGACAAUCCGCAACAGCUACAAUUCGUAACGGUGACAAUUGGUAACGUCAAAAUUUAACGAACCAUCAUCAGGAUAAACAUUUUUAACAUAUUUCAUAUAUCGUGGAGAAUUACUUUUUAAAAAUCCUUUCUUAAAAUAAAUGUAAUCUACCAGUAACAGUAAUUUUAUCACUUUAAAGUGAUAAUUCAGAAUACAAGAUUUAAAAAAUAUUCUUUAGUUUCAUAUUUACAAAAAUAUAUGCAGAAAUAUGUGUGAAACAUAUUUAAAAAUAAGAAGUGAUCUUAAAAAAGUACCACUACUUUUAUCGUAGGAAAGUACGUCAUUGUAUUGAGUAAUGUUAAAUUGUCUAAAAAAAACUGGCACCCGGAGGGUGCCGACAGAAGUGAAAACUUCUUUAGCGACGUUGGCUACCACGAAGUACAACGUGUUACUACUGAUUGAAAGAAAGUAUGUAUGCUCAUGAAAGUAUGAUUGAAAAUGUACCUCAGUAGUGAUGUUGAAAAAGUAACUAUUCGUUACAAAGUACUCGUUACUUAGGAAUACCGAAAGUAACGAUUACUAUACGAAGAACCAUUACUUUGAUUACUCUGAUUACUUCGUACCAAUCGUAUCAGAGCGAGUAACGACUAUUGUAUUUACUUUGAUUACUUCGUACCAAUCGUAUCAGAGCGAGUAACGACUAUUGUAUCUAAUUUGAUUACUUUUAUUGCUCUGAUUAUUUCGUUACUUCGUACCAAUCGUAUCAGAGCGAGUAACGAGUACUGUAUAUACUUUAAUUACUCUGAUUACUUCGUACCAAUCGGAUCAGAGCGAGUAACGACUAUUGUAUUUACUUUGAUUACUGCGUACCAAUCGUAUCAGAGCGAGUAACGACUAUUGUAUCUACUUUGAUUACUUCGUACCAGUCGUAUCAGAGGAAGUAACGACUAUUGAAUCUACAACCUGUACACUUGAUUACUUUCUACCAAUCGUAUCCCAGCGAGUAACGGACGGGACCCGUAUUUUACGAGUGAUAUCGAAUAUCGUUAUCGGUUUGAAACGUUUUAAGGGUGUGGGGGUAAAAUAUGUAAUGUAUGUCACUAACAAAGAUCGAAUGCGAGAACCCUAUAUUUUUAUCUAGAUCUAUAUCUAUACCUAUACAAAAUACCUACCUACUGAGAAAUACGAUUCUCGAUAUGAUUACCGGUACUCAAAUACAAAAGUAAUCAUAGUAAUCAAAGUAACGAAUAUUGUAAAUGAUUACUUUAUACAAAAGUAAAGAUUUGUAACGAAUACUCGAAAGUAACUAUAAUAAACAUCACUAUACCUCAGGCGCUUUCUUCGCAAGCGCCUUCGGGUACACACACUAUCUCUCCUCCAACCAUUAUAACUUCGAUCGAACUUAUACGCAAUUCAACUUAUAGUACAUAAAUUACUAAUAUCUCGCCGUAGCGAUGACGGUUGUGAGUUCAAUGCUUUUUCCCUAUCCAAAAAGACGUGCUGUACCUAUAUUAUAUACGUACAGAAUUUAUUUUGACGAAGCGAUGACGGUCGCGAAUUCAAUCCUUUUUCCCCAUCCAAAAAGAGGUGCUGUACCUAUAUUAUAUACGCCUUGCGUGCGUCCUAUACUACUUAUAUAUACAUAUACAUAAUAUAGCUACAUACAGAAUUUAUUUCGGCGAAGCGAUGAUGGUCGCGAAUUCAAUUCUUUUUUACCCAUCCAAAAAGUGCACAACGUCGCUAAAGAAGUUUUCGCUUCAAAAGACUAAAUGUUGCCGUUACGAAUAGGUAUAGUUACGAACUGUCGCCGUUACGAAUUAUCGGCGUUACGGAUUGUCUGUUACCAUUUGAGGGGUUACGAACCGUCGCGUUACGGGAUGUCAUGGAACCAGUUAUGUCUAUUUCCCUAACAUCGACAAAUGUGAUGUAUUAAAAGGUAAGAUUUUAACGUAUUAUUUAACAAACAGUCCAUUUAUAAAAUACAGUGUUCACUUUUUUAUUAAAUUGUGGUAUUAGUCCAGUCAUCGGUAAAAUACAUAAUUAAUGUGUAAUUUUGUUACCCCGGACAGAUUUUCAUAAAAAUUUGGAUUUAAGCUCUAGGUACCCUCUACUCCAAUAUCUACAAUUACUUAACUGGAGUGAGUUUUUCAUUUUUUAGGGGUGAAAACUAAAUAUUCUUAAAGAGGAUUUAUCAUUAAGCAAAAAGAUUCAACCCCCAUAAAUCAUUCCCUGAGGGUAAUCAAUUUUGAAAUGAUUUAAAUUUGUGGCAUAUUAAAUUUAAAUAACGUUAUUUUAAAUGAAAUAUACUAUUUGUAUAAUCGCUUUUUCAAUCUUAAAAAACUAAUCUAAGAAUAUUAAUUUAAAACAAUUUGUUGCUACUAGAAAUGAUUUUAAUUUAUUGAAUUAAGAAUAUUAUCUGAUACCUGAGAGGGCAAAGGGACAUCAGAAGAAGAAGAAGAAGAAGAAUUAAAAAUAUUUCAUUGGUGAAAUUUGUAAUUUUUUAUACACUUCAAUUGAAUACUGAUAGAAAGGAGCGCCAUCAUCACACACGCACGGCUUUAUACACAAACACCCAAAUAUAUGAAUGUUCUUUCCUAAAUGUUGUGUAUAUAUUACUUUACAAAUAUAUACACGCACAAUAGUAGGGAAAAAUCAACACAACGCAUCUGAUAAAUUCCAAAUUUUGGCAAGAAGCGGUUGAUGCAUGUCUUAGCGAAAUAUCGUGUCAUUCGUUUUAAAACCGUUUGAAUUAGAGCGGUACCAAAAUGCGAAUCUUACACUUCUUCCUGUAAAACGGAUAAUAUACGUUGGAGGUCCAAUUUAACCUUUAGUCUCCCACCAAGUUUAGAUUUUUUUUGACAGUUACUUACCAACGGUACUUUUAAGACCGCCUUAUUUUUUCGGUCAUAACUUUUUAAAAUAAGCUAAAAGCAUUGUUUCUUCUCAAAGAUCCUUUAGAGUACCUACAAAUCUUAUUGUGUAUUUAACACGAAAUCGUUUGAAUGACAUCUGAAGUAUUAAACAUCAGCUAUAGCGUUAUUCUUCUUCAGCAUGUUUGCAUCCACUCCUGGACAAAGGCCUCCCCAUGAGUUCUCCAUUCUUCUGUUUUGUGAUAAUUUUAUUAGUUAUUAGAAAAUUCUCAAAUUAGAUCUACUUCAAUACUUGGGAUAUAAGCUUACCAGAAUUUGGUGGUACUCAAAAGUACCGUGGAGAGACUAAGGGUUAAAUAAAAUAGAACGUUCUAGUUUAGAUUUUUCUUAAGGUAGGUAUAGGGGGUAAUAUAUUCCGAAAUUUGAGAUGUUCCAAAAAUUGAGCUUCAAAUGAUAUCAGCCAAACUCCUUUUCUUAAUGAUGUAGGUAGACCGAUUCAGUCUGGCAACUUAAAAAAGGUGCAACUAACGUAAUUGGUGAUAUAAUUGGGACGAUAAAUUUAGAAAAGGAAAAUACGAAAAUACCUACAUACCGCACUGCUAUAUAGAAAAAAAAAAACAUUUAAUUAUUGGUAUCCGUUUGGUGGUUAAGAAGGAUCGGUGUUUUUUUUUUAGUUUUAGUUUUUAAGUCAAUGUUGUGAAUUAAAGAGCUUUCUUUAUAACAACGGAAAAUUGCAGAUGUGGCACAAAUUUGAAUAAAAAAUAAAAUGAAUGAAAGAGGUUAACUCUUAUCAUCCUAAUAUUGCCUCUUAACCUUUUCAUUGCUGAGGAAAUAUACAAAACGCGACCUGGGUGCUAACCUGAUUUUUCGUUGCAUUUAUGCAAAGUCAAACAAAUAAUAACCUCUAAACGAAUGUUGUGCAUAUCUGCAUAUGACGCCUGAAGACGUCAUGCGCACUCUGCAGUAGUAACGGUAUGAUGUUCUUAGACGCCAUCAGCAUUAAAAGGGUUAACGCUUCUUAAAAAAUAUAUUAUUAUAUGUUAAAAAGCUAAGCCAUAGGAUAUUUUCAAAAUUAUAAACUGUCUUUCUGGCUGAAAUUGGGGAUAUUGUGUUGCUGAGGUUUUAAUUAUUUAGAAAUUAACGUUUAUGAUGAGAAAAAUUAACAUAUGUGAUCUCUGAAUUAUCAUAAGACUUUUUAACAAUUUACAAUGGAAUCUAUUUACAAUUUUCGAAUGAAUUUUAUUUGUUUAUAGUAAUAUCUCUCCUAAUCAGUAUUGAGAUUCAAAACCUUUUAAAAUCCAUUUUUAUUUUCUAGUAAUACAAAACAGUAGUGGUUAGAAAAUAAUACCAAGUAAGACUAGUCUAGGUAAUUCAUUGUUUUUAACUUUUAGUAAGUUCUUUUUAAAAUGUUAAUUAUUUCUAUAAUAGCUUAUAGAAAUAUAUUUAACAUGUCUAAGUGCCGAAAUGCUAAAGUUUAUAAACAAUUCUUUAAAUAUAGUAAGAAAAUAAAAGAUAUAUAUCAUUUACAGUUGUUAGCUAGGUUUAUAUUUUCUGCUUUAUGUCUAUGUUGUAUCCCAUCUUCUAUAGAAUAAUUAUAGGCAUAUGUAUAUUAAAUAAUUUAUUUUUGACAUAUUAAAUUUUUUUUAUUUUC